CGUGUCCCGUUCCGUAUUGAGGACGCUUCUCCAUGGCUGAAAGCAAAAGAAUUCCUUGUUGUUAAGAAACCGCGCAGCGCAAAUAAAAAGUGAGCGAAAGAAAACCGACUCUUGACAUUUCUCCCCGAAAAUCCGAACAAUUAAAUCUAAAUCGCUUUCCAUCUUAAUUUCAAACCCUAACAAUUCCCAAUUCUUUCUAACAAAACCCCACCUCCAUGACCCGACCCGUCAAACGCGAACCCCACAUUACUCCCCAUCCUGCUGCUGCUGGUAGUACUAGCAGCAGCAGCAGACUCAAUAAUGGUGGAGCCGAAACGAGCGAUAUGGACAGUCAAGAGGCCACUGAACGGAGACAUCUCCGUUCACGUUACCGUGACGUGAAGAGAAUCAUAAUUGAUGGAAGAGAGGACGUUGAAAGGGUUGAUUCUGAUAAGUUUAAUUCCAUUAUUAAUCAAGUGGAGGACUUGCACAAAUUGGUGCAGAAACCUAGAGAACAAGUUGCUGAUGCAGAGGCUUUAUUGGAUAUAACAAACUCUUUGGUAGCCUCUGUUAAGGCGCAUGGACAUGAUGGAAUAACACCUUCAGAUUUUGUCAAUGGUCUCCUUAGAGAUUUUGGCCGACAAGAUGGGCCUAGUACUAGUGCUGACGGUAGCAGAAAUUUGAUUGCUUGGAAAGAUAUUGGAGUUGCUGUCUCACAUAUUUUCAGUAGUUGUCCUGGAUGCUGUACCAUGGUUGGGCCGAUGGAUACUGAGUUAAAGCAACGGAAGGCUGUUGUUGGUAGAAGACGUACAAGACCAACCGGAAGUGUUCAACCGGAAGAGGUCAAUGACAGUGGUGCAAAGGAGAGAACAGAUACUGACAAAAAUAUGGCAACUAUGUUUAGUAUUUUAAAGAAUAAAAGAAGUGUCAAGCUUGAAAAUUUGGUUUUGAAUAGAAACUCUUUUGCACAGACAGUGGAGAAUUUGUUUGCUUUGUCAUUUCUAGUUAAAGAUGGAAGGGCUGAAAUAAAAGUGAAUGAGAAUGGCUGGCAUCUUGUUUCUCCAAGGAAUGCGCCUGAUGCUGGUAAAGUAGUCUCAGGGGAGGUAGCUUACCGGCACUUUGUCUUCAGAUUUGACUUCAAGGAUUGGAAGUUGAUGAUAUCUGCUGUUGAGGUAGGGGAGGAGCUAAUGCCAAAUAGGAAUCAAAUAAACAUGCCAAGUGAUAGCCUAGCAGAUCCGAUACCUGUAGAAUCUCAGGCAGGAGGACCUACCACUCCCAUUCGGAAGUUCUCCAGGAACCGUGGUUUGGUUUUACAAGAGAAGACAGUUGUGGAAGACUCCACUCCCGAGAACGAUAAUAUCCAAGUAAGAAUACCCGCUAUUCGGAAAGGGAAGCGAAAAAUGAGGUGAGAAUGUAAGCAUGCGGGGGGAUUCAGCCAGAAGAUAUUGGGACCUCCCCAUGAGUCAGUCAUAUAGUCGUGUACAUGCAUAGAAUGAUAGAGGUCAAUUAGUAUUUUAGCAUUUAGGCCAUCAUAUGGAUUCUUUUUGGUAGAAAUUUGAGAAGCAAAUUAGCAACCA
This is a messenger RNA of Populus nigra (black poplar), 1556 nucleotides long. RefSeq names its product non-structural maintenance of chromosomes element 4 homolog A-like. Gene Ontology annotation, cellular component: nucleus; Smc5-Smc6 complex. The record is from RefSeq and is a predicted model, not a curated record. NCBI's taxonomy places the organism in Eukaryota, Viridiplantae, Streptophyta, Magnoliopsida, Malpighiales, Salicaceae. The transcript is spliced from 7 exons. Gene Ontology annotation, biological process: DNA repair. Bases 216 to 1388 code for a protein of 390 amino acids.